GCUAUCACGCGGGUCGCUGUCACGCGGGUCGCUGUCCCUUCCCUAGCCGAGCACAUGGGCCGAGCCGAGCUCGCCAUACGAGCCGAGCUCGUGAGCCGACCAGAGGACGCCCACGUGGAGGCUGGGGCCCGAUCGACGUGUCACCCGGGGCUAUCUUCCAUCAUAAGCCCCCCACUCUCCGGGUUUCGUUGCACGCGGCGAGGGAACACAAGAGAGUAGGUACUGUAGGAGCGGCGCGGGACCACGUGGAGGCGCUUAGCAGGCCAUUGGUGCCGUUUGGGCUUCGCCAUCAUGGAGGGAUGCGUCGUUUCGCUUCCCUAGGCCCAGUGGCGGCCCAUCAUUGCACCCCUUCAACAUUUCCUAUAUAAAUACCCACCCUACUCAUCUCAUUCUCCACUUUUAGAGAGAGAAAUUGCUCUUCGCCGUCGCUAGCAUUCCUACCGUCGUUCGCGUCCACUUUCCGGCUUCACCCUAGGUUAGUCCUCCUCGUCUUUGUCCUUUCAUGUCUUCCCAAUCCUCGGUCUUCCGUAAGCCCGAGUCCGAGCGCGACGCCGAGGGCUCCGUCGCAGGCUCUGCGCCGGGGAGCGACUCCCGCUCGCCCUCUGUUGAGGAGAUAAUCGAAGCGGUCGAGAUUCCCCUCCAGUCCGAACCCCGCAACCAGAGACGGACCGUUCUCGAGGAGUCGGGGAUCCGAGCGCGUAAGUGCACCCUUACUCGGGAGGAGUUCCGCAAGGCGAAACGCCUGGCCUGGGCACCAGGUGUCACGGUGCACCGUCCUACCGCCGAACAGUCGGUCUUUGACGCCCCACCGGGUUCCUUCGCCAUCCACCUUAAAUCCCUCGAGUAUGGGUUCCGCCUCCCCCUCAAUCAGUUAGUCAUAGAUUUCUUCCUCCACUUUGAUUUCCUCCCCUGCCAAGUCGUGCCCAAAUCCCACCGCUACUUAGCGGGAUUUCUCAUCCGCUGCCAAAGGACCGGGGUCCGCCCCGACCUGGCCCGCUUCUUACUUCUCUUCUGGUUGGCUAAGUCGUCUGGCCGGGCGAACUCCGAUUCGGGUUCGUAUGCCUCCAUAUCCCAACGGCAGGAGAAGCUCUUCAAGACGAGAAAAGACUCCGCCAAGAGUUGGAAGGGGAAAUUCGUCUUCAUCUCUCUUUCUUCGGGCUCCCCCUUCCGCGAGGAACCCCUCAGUUCCUUCCGCCGUCGCUCCUCCUUUGUCAGCUCGGAUAGGAUGCUCGAGGACGUAGAGACACUCUGCCGAGGGGGGCCCUUCGAAGUCGGCUCGAUAGUGACGAACGAUGCGUUGGCCGCACUCGGCUUCGUCUUCCUAUCCCCGGAAGAAACUCAACGGAGCAUCGAAGAAGGCCCCUCAGGUGAAAUCAUGCUUUCCAGCGCAGAGCGGAUGAAGCUCAUGAAGCCCGCGGGCUCCUUCCGUGGCCGGUCGCCCCCCGACUCCACCCGUGAAGCCCAAUACCGAGGCGGCUCCGAAGAAGAGAAAGGGGACGGCCUCGGCCUCCGAUGCUCCCCCGGAGCCCGGAUCCCCACUGAUGAAGGACUUCGGCCACCAGAACAUGACCCCUCCCACCGACGUUGCCAAGCUCAAGGACGCCGCCUGGGAACCUCUCGCUUCGGAUAUGUUCCACGAGAUGGGCUCGGCGAUGAUGCGUAUGGUUGACGUGACCCAGCGGCUGCGCGCCACCGAGGCUGACCGGAGCAGGGCCUACGUUGAUAUUGCCGACCUCAACGAGGCGCUGAAGGUGUCCAAGGAGUUAGCUCGUCAAGCCGAGGAGCGGGCUCAGCAGGCCGAGGAGCAGGCUCGGCAGAUGGCGGAGGAGGCAGCUCGGCAGGCGCGUCAGGAAGUCCGCGAGCAAGCAGUGGCCGAGUUCAUAUCCUCGGGUGCGUUCCAGGAUGA
Molecule: messenger RNA, 1906 nt
Organism: Cuscuta campestris
Lineage: Eukaryota; Viridiplantae; Streptophyta; Magnoliopsida; Solanales; Convolvulaceae
Source: the annotation of a GenBank genome assembly